UCUUGCCCUAAAGGCUCGUCUACAAUAGCUGUAAGAGAAAUGGCUCCUGCCCACAGGACGCGGCAACGCUUGCCGUGCGGCGGAAGCUGGCUAGGGAACACAGUAGUAGCCAAUCAACGUCUCGCGUGCUCAGAAGUAAUAGAUACAUAACUUCCACUGCACGGAAAAUGUUGAACUCGACCCAACUUUUGCCGCGCGGCAAACAGUGUCGUGUCCUGCAUGUAGGGAAUUAUAUUACAAAACAGUAAAAUUUGUAGUGAAAUUUGUUCUUUUCAGCAGUGUUCAAAGACAUGAACAUUAAAAAGAUUUCGUACGAAUAUUAUUUAUCAUUUGGCGGAAAGUGAAAUAUAAAUUAAAAUGAGUAUUUAUAAAAUGAGUAUGAGAAAUUAAAAUGAGUAAUAAGGAAAGUUUUAGAUCCCUCAUCUCGGAUUUGGCUGAAACAUAUAUUAUGAAGGCGAUAGACGCAAAGAGAAGAAACAAGAAGGAAAAGAGAAAGAAAAACAAAGACGCUGAAACAUAUAAAAUAAUGGGUGUUUUCCAGCAACGGAACACAGUCAUACACUGUGUGACACAGUGUUACACAGUGUCGACUUUGUCUGGAACGACUGUAGCUGGAACGCUGCUUAGCUUUUUUCUUUCACCGUCAGAGUGCAGGGCAGUUACUUUAUAUAUCUUGUUACUAGUUUGCAAUGCAAACAGACAUAUGUCAAUAAUUUAAAAUAAUAAUCUAAAUCGUUACAAGAUACUUUCUUAUAAGUUAUAUAAAGAUGAAUGGGAAGGAAAAGAUAGUUGUUAAUCUUGUACUGGAGAGUAUGAUAAACACCAGUACAAGCACAGAAGACUCAAGCAACAGUGAAAUAGACUGGAACAAUAGUAGUCUUUCAAUUGAUGAUACAUCUUUCAGUAGUGAAGAAAACGAUGGUUAUUUAUUGUUGUUUCCUUUAAUGAAAUAUUUAAUCAGCGGGUGUAAAAGACAUCGAGUUGAAGAUUAUCUUCAUGUUGUGGAUAGUUGGACAGAUUUAGAAUUUAAAGAGCACUUGCGAAUCAAGCGUAAUUUAGCAAUUCGAUUAAUAGAUGAAUUGCAUGAAAGUGGAUUUAUUCCUUCUCAUUCGUUUGAAGUGAAACCAAUUGAAGCGAAACUCAGCUUUCUUAUAUUUUUGUGGCACUUGGCAAAUACAGAACCUCUACGAACAAUAUCAGAUAGAUUUGACGUUUCAAUUUCAUCUGUCUUUCGAGUAAUUCGCCGAGUGACAGCUUGGAUAUUGAUAAAAUUAGACGACGUUAUUAAAUGGCCCGAAGGACAACACGUCGCAUAUGUUUAUCAUCAGUUUUAUGCUAAAAGAGGCAUUCCAAAUAUAAUGGGGGCUAUUGACUGCACUCAAAUUAAAAUAGAGAAACCUAAUGUGGAGAAUGCAAGAGAUUAUUGUAACCGGAAAAAAUACUUUUCUGUAAGCCUACAAGCUGUUGUAGAUGUGGAUAUGAAAUUCACUAACAUAUACUGUGGUCAGCCAGGUUCUCUCCAUGAUGCACGAGUCUUGAGAAAAUCUGCAUUAUACAAUUCAGUUAAUGAACAUAGAGAAGUAAUUUUUCCAGAUGAAAAAUUUAUAAUAGAAGACUCUGCAUAUCCGUCUUUACAAUGGCUUGUUCCUCCUUUUCGUGAUAACGGUCAUCUUACUCCUCUUCAGACCGAAUUUAAUUUCAUACUUUCUUCAACGCGUAUGGCUGUAGAAAAAGCAUUUGGUUAUCUGAAAGGACGUUUUCGACGAAUAAAAUUUUUUUCGGAAUACCGUGAAAUGCCGUUUAUUACAAAUACAAUUGUAGCUGCAUGUAUCUUACAUAAUUUAUGUUUGAAUUAUGACGAUGAUAAUGUCGAUUAUGAUGAUGUCGAAAUGGAGGAACUGAAUGAUAAUAUUUAGGAUAAUGUAAAUGAAAUAUUAAUUUUGGACAUCAAGUAGAUCGAAGGAUGCAAUUAUUGAGGGAAAUAUUUGACCAGGAAUAAACAAUGUACACUGAUUAUUAUAUUGGUUUUAUUUAUUUUAUUAUAUUAUAC
Molecule: messenger RNA, 2050 nt
Organism: Harpegnathos saltator (Jerdon's jumping ant)
Lineage: Eukaryota; Metazoa; Arthropoda; Insecta; Hymenoptera; Formicidae
Product: protein ALP1-like
Exons: 4
Coding region: 768-1916 (382 amino acids)
Source: RefSeq, a predicted model, not a curated record